Molecule: messenger RNA, 5001 nt
Organism: Anastrepha obliqua
Lineage: Eukaryota; Metazoa; Arthropoda; Insecta; Diptera; Tephritidae
Exons: 5
Coding region: 982-4110 (1042 amino acids)
Molecular function (GO): protein binding
Source: RefSeq, a predicted model, not a curated record
CUGCUGUCGGUAAUAUAUUGGCGAAAACGCGACAAAAUCGCAAGCGACCGAGAAACGUGGCGUGUAAAUGAAAAACGAAUCAGUGUAAGGACGCGCACAGCGGAAACUAGUUGUGGCAACGUGCGCCUGCAUUAUGAUUGUGUGUGUGUUUGUAGCUGAACAUAAGUGAGCGGAAGAGUGGCCAAACUUUGGCAGGAAAUUGCAGCAGAUUCAGCUGAAGUGCGUCAAGUAACACAAAAGAAAAAGAAUAUUUGUACACAUACGUAAAUAAAUGAAUGAUUGUGCGUGGGAAAAGGAUAAUACCAAGGCAGGACCAAGCUGUAAAUAAAAAACCGGAAACUGCGGUGGAAAUACCACCAAGCAUGGGAGAACUUUGUCUCUGCGGGUGUAUGUAUGUACAGGCGUAAAUAUGGAAAUUAACGGAGAUGAGCUCGAAGUAAAUUACAUUAAAGAAGUAAUAGUUCGCUCUGGCUGCUGAAAAUAUAUUUUCAAAACAAAUAAAGUUCUAUAAAAUCGCCUAUGAAAAUGACUACUCGUUGAAAAAAUAUCAACAAAAGUAAGCUAAAAUUAUAUAAUUGUGUACAUAAAAAGUCAGCAUAUCUACGGCCACGAAAAUAAUUGCAGCAACAACAGAAGCAGCAGAAACACAUCAAGUGAAAGCAUCCAUUGUUAAAAUGAAUAACCUGCAGUUACUAGCAUAAAAAAAAAUAUUAAAGCAAAAAGGAAAUUGUUUACUCAACAAACAACACUUGGCGAUAACUCUAGCAUCUGACGAUUUGCAAAUCAAUCACAAUAACGACAGACGCUCUUAUUCGACAGACCACGAUGCCAUCGCACUUUUAUCCUGUGUUGCCACCUAUUCUGCCGCACACACUCAUAUAACAAGUUGAGCGCAAAAUGUGGCUGACUGCGAAUGUGGUUACAAAGUGUUGUUGUUGUGCGUGAGUGUAAAAUCGAAACGAAUGUAUAAGCACAGGAAAAAUGCCUUUGCACGGCAAUAAACGCCAAAAACAACAACAACACUGCAGCAACAAUAACUACACCAACGAAAACCAAGCCAACGGCGAGAUACAGAAAGGGCAGCAACGACUAAAGUACAACGAUCGGGGAGAAAACAAAUACACAGAAGAGAAGCCAGAAAAGCAACAACAUCAAGCAAAAGAGCAACGGCAGCAGCAGCAGCGACAAAUUGAGCGAGAGAGCGACGGGCCCGCGCGCUUAGCGGUGGUGCAGGAGUGUAGAAAGCAAAUAUCUAUUGGCCUAGCAGAAACAAUUAAAACAGCGAGGAAGCACCCAAGAGAAAUUGUAGCGAACCCAACGGCGCUCGCAACAACAAAUAUCACCUAUAGACCACCACAUACGGGCAAGUAUCCAACUUCGUGUGCACCACAGCUGAAUUUCGUACCGUUGCAGCUCCACAUUCUGCUUCUUUUCCUCCUUUGCUGCACAAUGCCUCCACAAGUGCAAGCCGACUGGUUAAUGGACUGUGGGGAUUGUCUGUGUAAGUGGCAAUCGGGGAAGAAGACCGCCGACUGUAAGAAUCUCACCCUCAAUGCGGUGCCGGAAAAUCUGAGCAACGAAGUGCAAGUGCUCGAUCUCUCCUUCAAUCGUGUGGCCAUACUGGAACAGAAUGCCUUUUUAAACGCUGAUUUGCAUAAUUUACAUAAACUUUUCAUGCGCAAUGCGACGCUGCAGCAAAUCGAUCCACGCACAUUCACUCAACUGGAGAUUCUUAUCGAAUUGGAUUUAUCGAACAAUUUACUGCGAACACUGCAGGCUAACGUGUUUUCGCGUCUCGUAAAAGUACGCGCUAUUGUGCUAAACGGCAAUUUGCUGGAGUCGCUCGCCGAUGGUGUCUUCCAGAACCUAAAGUUCUUGCACAAGGUCGAAUUGAAGCACAAUCGAUUAGUGCGCAUUGGCCAGCAGGCGUUCGGGAACGUACCGCUGUUGUCGCAAAUAUAUUUGGAUAGCAAUCGGCUAAGCUUUCUACGUAAGGAGUCCUUUGAGUCGCUUAAACGGCUGACGGCGCUUUCACUCGAUUCAAAUCCCUGGAAUUGCACAUGCGAGCUACAGAUAUUUCGAGACUUUGUGCUGAAACGAAAUCUUUACACACCGCCCACUGCUUGCUAUUAUCCGGUACAUUUGCGUGGUAUGCUGUGGGUAGAGGAUCAACCUGAGGCGUUUGCCUGCAAGCCGCGUAUAAUUUAUCCCGCUCGUGGUGCUUCUAUCAAUACUUCAAAAGAGAAUGUCACGCUGGUGUGUCGCGUACACGCAUCGCCGAACACACUGAUAGCCUGGGACUUCAAUAGACAACAAUAUCGCGCUUCGACCAGCACCACCAGCAGCGGUAUCAAUACCGUCACCACUAGCAGCGCCAAUGGUGUCAGUUGUUGUGGCAGUGGUCAAGCGCAACGUGUGCAUAUCCAACUGCUGCGUGAUGAGCAAUCGAAGGAAAAAGAGUUUGGCCGUGAUAUAUUUAUUUCACGUCUGACAAUUGUUGGUGCGGAGAAGAGCGAUGAAGGAAUUUACACUUGCUUUGCAGAGAAUGCUGGUGGCAAGGACACAGUGCAAAUGAGUCUAUUGCUACAAAGGUCUGCUCCUCGCGAUCUGUUGCUGCAGGGAAAUUUAAUAAUUGUGAUUUCGCUGAUGGCACUGGGCUUACUCAGUGUCUCAGUGUUUCUGGCGCUCAUCACCUGCUGCAUUUACAAAAGAUUUAAGGCAAUGAGUCCCACACAUCACCGGCAUCAUCAUCAUCAUCUCGACGUAGCAGACCAAUUGACGCCCGGCAUGGAUGGUCAUCACACGACAACGACUACAUUGGCUGGAGGUACGGAUGUGGUGCUCGGUAUUGAGGACACAGUGAGCGGAUAUAAGCAUCAUUUGCAGAAGAAAAAUGCGAAUGGUGAUUUGUUGGAAGGUAAAAGUAGUCCGGGCAGUGGAGCUUGUGGGAAAUACACCGAGGUGAUAAAACAUGCUGCAACUGUGAUGGAUAAUGGUGGGUUGCUAAGAAGCGGCGGUGGUGGUGGCGGUGGUGCCGUGGAUGGCACCGGUGUGAACAGAGGAGGGCCGCAUACGGACAAGAUGUACUUGGAGCGAAGCAAUGAAGAUACGCUCCACAUCAAAUACCCGCAUGGACCGUCCGCAGUUGAAAUAAAUCGUCUCCUCAGUGCAACAUCAACAACAACAUUGGACAUGUCGCCUAUCGGCAAAGGUGGCCUCGGCAGUGUAGGUGGUAGCAAGUGGCGUACAGACUUACAGAGUAGUGAGGGUCAAUUGGGCGGCGGUGGAGGACGUACCGGCGAAUAUCAGCCUGACCUUCUCCCCGCGUACAGCACCCACAAAGCAGUCAACAAUAGUAACAGUAACAUUAAUGGCCAUGCCAACAAUGCGGCCAGCAAUCAGCAAGGACAGCUUUAUAGUCCGAUAAAACCAAUGAGGGCAGUAAAUCUACACGAUGACCAGCAAAUGUCACAACAACAACACCAAAAAACAUUGCAUGAACAACCCAAUGUGGCCAAAAGUAAAUAUAAUAUCAAUGCGCAAGAAUAUUUGCAGUCCAGGUAUGGUGCCGCAAGCAAACCCAGCGAAAAGACUUUGCGUCGAGGUGAGGCGAUUGUUGUGGCAACGACGACCAGCAUCGGACUCACCAGCACUGGUUCAAUGCCAACGACAACUGCGGGCGCAAGUGUCGCGACGCCACAGGCGGAAAGUGGCUUUUCGACGCUACAACGACAUAGUAAAUCAGUCGCACUAUCGCCGCGUACACCCACCGACUCACACUCUGUAACAGGACAUAGCAACAGUAAUAAUUAUGGGUAUGAGUACCGUCAACCUCCUCCGCCACCUUACAAUUCUGCACAUCGUACAGCCAGUGGCUUGCAGCUGUUACAACGCCGCACCAGCAUAAACAACGAGCAGAAUAGUGAGCAGACGAAUGCGACAAAAGAUCUUGGCUAUCGGGAGGCAUUGGUCGGCAGCAACUAUACUAGUGGUGGUAGUGGCGUGGGUGACGGUGCACGUCAGACCAUUGUGACAGCAUCCUCAUCACUGCAAUUCCUCACCACAACUGGCUAUGGUAGCAAUGUGGCGCCACAGCGACAACUACUUUGAUCAUCGACGCAAGCGGGUGUGCUGAGGUAGAACAUUGGGCGGCUGCUUUAAGUGGCGCUCUGAGGUGUGGUGGCUUGUACAGGCGGUCAAUAAUUUGGAAAGAAAAGGUGUUCAGCUGAUUAUGCAAUAUGGAAAAUUUGCGAACUGAGUUUCUUAGACAACGCCGCCGGAAGGAUAAAAAUUGUAUGGAAACGAAUUACUGUAAAUUUUAUCGGAAUAUAAAUAUUUUGUGCACGUAAAGGUUUGGGUGUCACAAUGAAAUUCUAAAAAAAUUGUUAUCGAAGUUUUUGUUUUGUAAAAAAAUUUACAAAGUAAAUCUGUAAGUCAUUAUUCAAUAUUCAGUAUAGAAAUGCUUACCUUACUUGAAUUAUUUUUUAUACAUUUGAAAUGUUUGUUUGUAUAUUUAUAAAUCCCAGCAGAAAAUGUAGCCAGUAAAGAUAAAAAAAUUGUGUCGCAUAGAAAGUAAUUCCAUCGAAUUGAAAGAAAUUUGACUUUAAGGGGUAGUUUCGCAAUAUCCCUGUUUUAAUUCCUCCUCUUUUUCUUGAUUGGUGCGAUAACCGCUUACGCCAUUUUGGCCGCGUUUAACAAAUCGCGCCAGUUGUUUGUUUCUCGUGCUAAUCAGCGCCAGUUAGAUACACCAAGUGAAGCCAAGUCCUUCUCCACCUGAUCUCUCCAACGCAGAGGAGGCCGCCCUCUUCCUCUGCUACCACCAGCUGGUACCGCAUCGAAUACUUUCAAAGCCGGAGCGUUUGUAUCCAUUCGGACGACAUGACCCAGCCAACGCAGCUGCUGGAUCUUUAUUCGCUGCGCUAUGUCUAUGUUGUUAUAGAGCUCAUACAGCUCAGUGUUCCAUCGCCUGCGAUACUCGCCGUCACCAACGUGCAAAGGUUC